UUUGAAUUGGAAACUGAAACACUAGUUCACUCAUGUGACAGAUGAUGUUAAGAUGUUCCAGAAGGUGUUGCUCAUUCAGCUGCUGUUGCUGCAUUCUGCGACUCAGAGCCAGCCAGAAACGAGCGCCCGCUGCCAUGAAGACGCUCAAAUGAUGUGUCCAGUUCCCAACAUCGAGAGCCUGGACUUCUUCUCCAUCACAUGGCACAAGCUCUCCGAAACAAAGAAAAGGCUCGCCGUCAUCAAGUGGAAAGACAACGUGACCACGUUGUUCAAAAACAUGAAUCGCUCACUAGAGCAAAGGUUUGGAGAGAAAUACAGUCUUUUGAUGCCCAGAGUGACACCGGAAGACCAAGGCACCUACGAAUGUGAAAUUACUGCAAAUUUAGGGGGUCGAAAUCAGAAUUUUCUAGUCCAGCUAACUGUCCAGGAGUGCUCGAUCCACCCUGAAACGACGACGAUGACUCCCGAGUCGAAUGUGACUCAGUCCAUCCCGCUCUACUCCGAGGAAGACGUACCAGCCUGGUGCAGCGGUGUUGGCUACGUGGCAGUCGGCCUCACCAAAAUUGCUUUAUCUCUAAUCAGCGUUUGGGUUAUUGAAGCUGUGGGUAAGAGGUCCUCAAGAUGACGCCAGCGUUUGAGGUGAAGCUGACCUGUGGAAUUAUACGAUUUAGACAAAUCAUCUGUAAGCAGUAGCCAGUAAACUUGUUUUGGGCUUUUUUUUAUUUAGUAUUUAUGUAUUUCUUUCCAGUUAAGUUCGUACAAAUGUUGGCCCAAACCUCAAGUUUCCUUUUCCAUGAAAGAUGCAUGAAAGGGGUCAACUCAACCACAACUCAAUCAAAAAUCUUUCUCAUAACUAACAGGGGGAGGCCCAACUGCAAAUGUAAAAUGAUGCAAUUAUGAUAGCAAAAAUUGUAAAUUUGAUUUACCUGAUUACUUUACACAGUGAUUCUAACAAACUCUGAAAUUUCAACUUUAACUGUAAAUUGGAACCGUCUGCUUGUAAUCAUUAUUUGAUUUAUCUGUUUAUAAAUGUAAAAUUAUACCUUUAAAUUGUGUGAAUAAACUCUGUAAAUCUUUCCACCACCUCAUGAUUGGCUUUUACUGCCCGUCAAUAAUCCAAUCCCCAAAGAGAAUAUCACUUUGGACGGGCACCACAAAGACCAAUAAGUGUAAUAAAUCUCUAG
Messenger RNA from Pungitius pungitius (ninespine stickleback), 1184 nucleotides. RefSeq lists its product as uncharacterized. The record is from RefSeq and is a predicted model, not a curated record. The transcript is spliced from 5 exons. Bases 53 to 625 code for a protein of 190 amino acids. Lineage: Eukaryota; Metazoa; Chordata; Actinopteri; Perciformes; Gasterosteidae.